AAUGUUUACGGAAACGGAAACCGGAAACAGAAAGAACCUAUUACAAUUCUGCUAUUUGCCCCGGGCUUCCUUUCAUCGUUUUCUUGAUAAGAAAAAAUUGUCCGAAGGGGACGGAGUAUUUCUCCUGUAUAAAACGUCAAAUGGACAAAUCAAAGAUAAAUUUAUUCGAGAACUUGAAGCAGAUUCUUCACUAAAAACAAAAAAUUUAGGGAAUAUAGAACAUAAUUCCAUUCUAAAUAGAAUUCCUGGUGAUUACAUAACAAGUAAUACUGGAAGAGAAUUUCUCUUGCAGAAACCAUCGUUAGGUCGUUAUGUAAAGCAUUUAUCAAGAGCAUCGUGGAUUCCUAAUAGUUUGCUAGUGUCGAAAAUACUUUGUCGAGGUGCAAUAAAACCUGGUAUGAAUAUAUUAGAAGUUGGAUCAGGUUCGGGAUGUACAACUUUACUACUUUCAGAAUUAGUGGGUCAUAGCGGUUUCAUUCAUUCAAUCGAUAAAAGUAAAAAUAGUACAACUAUUGCAAAGAAUAACUUCGAUAAAUGGAGAAAGUUGUAUAAACAGAAUUACCCAACCGACGAUUUUAAAUGGCCGAAUAACGUGAAGUUUGAUAGCGUGCAAUCAGCUGAAGAUUUGCCUUCGAAUUUAAAAUAUGAUCUGGCUUACAUCGAUAUACCAAAACCAUCUGAUAUUUUACUACCGAUUAGUCGUCAUAUUAAGCCAGGAAGUUGUGUGCUUGUCUACAAUGCAAAUGCGCAAUCAGAACGAAUUUUUAAAAAGGAAACCACCUUACGUCUAUCAUCCUUAGAAAGGUUUAAAGAUCGUAGAGAAGUACCACUUAAAACGGAUAUUGCUGGAAGUCUUAGAACAGGCUUUCAGGACAAUCAGCUCAUUGAAAAAUUACUACCAGGUGACGUCAUAAAAACAAGAAAAGGUGAACAAUUUUAUGCUAUUGAAGAGAAUGUAAGGCAUAAAAUUGGUGAAGAAUUAUACGACGAAAUCUGUCUUUCUCUUCGAUUGAUUGAAUCAUCACCUGAUAAAAGUAUUAGAUUUUAUGGUUAUGGGGAUGAUAAUUUGUACACGAUGAUAAAAGAUAUCGCUGGUAAUCGAAUAGGAGCUACGCGAGAGCCAAAUGAUUCAUUUGAUUGCGUGUGUAUAACAGCAACAUAA
Dimorphilus gyrociliatus is the source of this 1162-nucleotide messenger RNA. The record is from the annotation of a GenBank genome assembly. NCBI's taxonomy places the organism in Eukaryota, Metazoa, Annelida, Polychaeta, Dinophilidae.